AAAUGGGUUCAUUCAUAUGUACCAAUUUGAACCAACAUGGCUCAGUAAAACAUGAAAGUAAUCAAUAGUACAUAAUCAUCAUAAUAAUCAUCCCCUCAUUAUCAUCUCCCACUUAGUACUCAUGAUGAGUGACUGAUGAGUUAUAAUAAUACAAAAGAACAUUCUCUGACAUAUGAAUGCGCAAAUUACAAGAACAAAUAAGGUAAAGAAUAAAGUGUGAUUUGUCAAGAAAGUGUAAAAGCAGAUCCCCUGCAUGCCCACCAUACCAUACUCUUACUUACACCAUGUGUUGGCAUUGAUGCUGCUAUUAUCCCUUGAAAACCUUUUACUAAAGCAAGUUACUACGUGUGCAUUGUGAAAUUAUAUGGCCUAAUGGGUAUUAUUUACAACUCACACAAGACCAAAGAUGCUUGUAAAACUAGAUUGAAUUUGAGAAAGCGAAAUGUUAGCAAUAUACACCGUUUAAUAUUAAGGGUCUAAAUUCAUAUAGAACAAAGGACAUGGCCGAAGUAGUUAGAAUACCAGAUUUAGUGGAAUAAGGCUUGGUUGUUGGUUGUCUAAAUUCAUAUAGAUCAAAACUUAUGUCGGACCUACACAAUUUAGUGAGACUUGUUUGAAUUUCGACCAAUCAGAGUGUGUGCGUUUGGAAGAAUGUGUUAGAAGGUGUGUUGCUAACACGUUAUGAAUAACCAUAAAAUUAAUCCUAACCAGAACAAAUAAAUACACCAAACAACAUACAAUAUGCAGAAAACAAUCCAAGAAAACAGGGGAAAGAAAGAAAAGAGUAAACAAUGAUUUUGAUUCUUAAAUUUGUGAUGUGUUGUCACAAUGGUAUUUGAAUGUAUCAAAAUUAAAAACAAAAAUACAUAAACGAGUCUUUUGUUACUCAUUUUGGUCCUUAAAUGUGUCUUUAGUCAGUUAGUUUAGUACUCGAAUGUAUUUUUGUUGGUCAAUUUAGUUCAUAAAUAAAAUUACUAACAAAAGAGACACUUAGAGAUUUAUUUGUAAUUUCAAUACACUCAGAUACUAUAGUGACGUCUCACAUUCAAAGACCACCAAAAUGGUUGUUUAUCCACAAAAAAAAAAAGAUUUGCGUUUGAUCUACUAAAAUAUAAGGGAUUGAACAACAACUUUAGUUGUACUGUUUUGAUUUUAAAACCAUUUCUAAGACUAGACAAAUUGGGGGACAAGAGACCGGAAAAAACUGAAAUUUUUCCCUCACUAAACCAGAGGACAACUUUUUGUCCUUUGCACAUGGUAUUUAAAACACUUAAAUAAAAAUUUGUUCAAUAACUUAAAUAUUUGUCUUGUAUUGUUAUAUCCCGUAUUUACUUUUUACGAAUCAAAAUGACCCUAUAGUGACAACGCCUCACACAUCUAGCAACCAAAAUGGUUAUUUAUUUAAAAAAAAAAAAAAAAAAAAACUACAAUGGAUGAAGGUUGCAACUGAACCAUUGGCAAAAACAAGCAUUUUUCUUGGUUUUGGUUUCUAGGCAACAAAGAUAGAAAUGUAGUAAUGUACCAUUGAUGCAAUUGAUAUUUUUGGUGAAAAAAUAAAAAAGAGCAACAAAAUGGAAGAAAGAACCUUUGGCAAACAUAAAUUUUCAUUUUCAAAGAUUCUAUACACUAAGACAAAGCAUGUCUUAAGUGUAACACACGAUUCUAUAGAGUAACCAUGCAAAUAAUUCUAUACUAAGUCCAUCCAUGAACAAAGAAAAUCAACCAUAUCUACAAACCAACAAAGUAAAAGCAAAAAAAGUAAAGUGGUCGGUUUAAUCAUCUUUACCUUUAACUUUACCCUCCUCAAUGCAAUUUCAUAAUUAUUUAAUCCUUCUUUUUCAUUCACAACCCAACACAAAACAAUGCAAUUACAUUCUAUUCAAUUAUUCAGAACUAAAACAACACAAAGAAAAUCUCAUACAAAAAAUGGAGAUAUUAUCACAAAUGUGGUCAUUGUUAGGGUUACUCACAGUGUUACAAAAUGUUCUUCCAUCACAGCUUCUCUCUGUUCUUCAUUCACUAUAUGAAUCUCUUCAAGAUUUGCUUUCUCCAUAUUCAUAUUUUGAAAUUCCUGAAUUUAACGGUUACUGUGGAGUUGAACUCAACGAUCUCUACCGUCACGUUCAUCUUUACCUCAACGCCGUCAAUCACUCCCCCGCCGCCGCAUGCCGUCGUCUCACACUCUCACGCUCCCCUUCCUCCAACCGAAUUUCAUUCGCCGUGGCGCCGAAUCACACCGUCCACGACACCUUCAACAACCACCGUCUCUCAUGGACACACCACGUCGACGCCGUACAGGAUUCACUCGAGGAGAAACGUAGUUUCACUCUCCGUUUCCCGAAGCGUCAUCGUCACGCGCUUCUCUCUGCUUAUCUCGGUCAUGUUACUUCACGCGCCGAGGAGUUCGAGCGUGUUUCACGUGAACGGAGACUCUUCACUAAUAAUAACGGAACCGGUUCGUUUGAAUCGGGUUGGGUUUCGGUUCCGUUUCGUCACCCUUCAACAUUUGAAACGCUAGCAUUGGAACCCGAGUUGAAGAAACAAAUUAAAGAUGAUUUAACCGCUUUUGCUUCGGGUAAAGAGUUUUAUCACCGGGUCGGGCGGGCUUGGAAGCGUGGAUACUUGCUUCAUGGUCCACCCGGGUCUGGUAAGUCAAGUCUCAUUGCAGCAAUGGCGAAUUUUUUAUGUUAUGAUGUUUAUGAUUUGGAGCUUACAAAAGUUUCUGAUAAUUCUGAGCUUCGUUCGCUUUUGAUCCAAACGACGAAUCGUUCUAUUAUUGUUAUUGAAGACAUUGAUUGCUCCGUGGAUUUAACAGCAGAUAGAACUAUGAAGAAAAAUGGUGCAAAAUUAUCGUCUAAAUCUAAGAAACAUAAAACGACAUCGUUUUCGGGUUCAGGUUGUGAUGAGAAUACUCGGGUCACGCUUUCGGGGCUCUUGAAUUUCACGGACGGGUUAUGGUCAUGUUGUGGAGAAGAGAGGUUGGUUGUUUUUACAACUAACUAUAGAGAUAGUGUUGAUCCUGCUUUAGUUCGGUGUGGACGCAUGGACGUGCACGUGAGUUUAAGCACGUGCGGGGUCCAUGCGUUUAGGGAGUUGGCAAAGAACUACCUUGGGGUAGAGUCACACGUCAUGUUUGAGGCAGUUGAAGGGUGUAUUCGUUCGGGUGGGUCUCUUACACCGGCGCAUGUUGGAGAGAUAUUAUUGAGGAAUAGGAAGAAUCCUGAUGUAGCAAUGAGGGAGGUGUUGUCUGUUAUGCAAGGUAAGAUGGAUGUUGUUACUGCUGCCGAUCAUACGGAUAAUGAGGAGGUGGGGGUGGUCGCGGUGAGGUCACCAGAGAGUGUUCUUUUAAUGGGGUCGCCGGAAAAUUGGGACUCUUUGAGUGGAAAGAAGAGGAAAGAGCAACAACAUGGAACAAGUAAUCUAGAUAAGAAGGUUAAAUUUUUUGUAAGGUUGAGAUCAUUGACCAAAUCUGACUCUGGAAGAUGAUUUGUAUUUUUAGAGGGAAAUUCAAUGUAGCUAUGUUAUAAGUUGUGGGUUUAGUGUUUUAGGCUUAAUAUAUUUUUUUUGUUACAAGACUAGUAGUAUUAUUUUUAUGUAAAGCAUAUUAGUGCAUUGUUUGAUUCAUCUAGUUUUGUGUGCUCCGUAUGGUACAUUGCAACUAAUUAUUCUUCAAUGCA
Messenger RNA from Trifolium pratense (red clover), 3677 nucleotides. RefSeq names its product AAA-ATPase At4g25835-like. Bases 1807 to 3486 code for a protein of 559 amino acids. Gene Ontology annotation, molecular function: ATP hydrolysis activity; ATP binding. The record is from RefSeq and is a predicted model, not a curated record. The transcript has a single exon. Lineage: Eukaryota; Viridiplantae; Streptophyta; Magnoliopsida; Fabales; Fabaceae.